Messenger RNA from Cladophialophora carrionii CBS 160.54, 1476 nucleotides. RefSeq lists its product as uncharacterized. The coding region runs from base 1 to 1476 and encodes 491 amino acids. Gene Ontology annotation, cellular component: transcription factor TFIIH holo complex; transcription factor TFIIH core complex. The record is from RefSeq and is a predicted model, not a curated record. Gene Ontology annotation, molecular function: zinc ion binding. Lineage: Eukaryota; Fungi; Ascomycota; Eurotiomycetes; Chaetothyriales; Herpotrichiellaceae. Gene Ontology annotation, biological process: regulation of transcription by RNA polymerase II; nucleotide-excision repair; DNA-templated transcription. The transcript has 2 exons.
AUGCCGGUAGCUGGCGAUGAGGACUAUGAUGAUGACGCGCCUAGAUCGUCGGCGCGCGGACGAGCGGUGGGUCGAAGGGCGGUCGACCACGACUCGGCGCAGAAUUUCGAGGUAACUCGAACAUGGGAUCUGCUCACUGAAGGUGCCGAUGGGACCAUCACAAGCGCGGUCGAGGGGCUACUCGAGGCAGGGAAGAGGAAGAGGCUCCUCAAGGACACCACGCCCCUCCAGCGAGGCAUUAUCCGACAUCUCAUCCUCAUUCUCGACAUGUCGCUCGCUAUGAACGAGAAAGACCUCCGCCCUACUCGCUAUCUCCUAACCCUAUCGUACACCGAGUCCUUUAUCCGCGAAUUUUUCGAGCAGAAUCCCAUCUCUCAGCUGGGGAUAAUUGGCAUGCGUGAUGGAGUUGCUACCAGCAUCAGUGAUAUGUCGGGCAACCCUACCUCCCAUCUGGCUGCGAUAAGGCAAUGUCGUCUGAGCGCCAGCACCGAGCCUAAGGGCAAUCCAUCGCUGGAGAAUGCGUUGGAAAUGGCAAGGGCCGGUCUCUUCCACGCACCCAGUCACGGUACUCGCGAGAUAUUGUUGAUAUUCGGGGCGUUGCACACUUCAGACCCAGGAGAUAUUCACAGUACGAUCAACAGUCUAGUACAGGACAAGAUCAGGGCCACCGUCAUUGGGCUAGCAGCUCAGGUCGCCAUAUGCGCCGAACUGGUUUCGAAGACGAACCAUGGCGACCAAUCCAACUAUGGCGUGGUUCUUGAUGAGCAGCAUUUCCGAGAGCUGUUCAUGGCAGUGACAACGCCGCCCGUUACUCACGAAAGUGCCAACCAGACAACCUCCUCCCUGCUGAUGAUGGGCUUUCCCUCCCGGACGGUCGAAGAUCAUCCAUCAUUAUGCGCGUGCCACACGAGACCCAGCCGAACAGGCUAUCUAUGCACACGGUGCAACGCCAAAGUCUGCACUUUACCAAGUGAGUGUCCGGUCUGCAGCUUGACCUUGAUCUUGUCCACCCAUUUGGCAAGAAGCUACCACCACCUUUUCCCACUGGUCAAUUGGAUAGAGGUGCCUUGGACUAAAGCCCAUCGAAGCACUGCAUGUUUUGCAUGCUUGAGGCCAUUCCCUGCCGCGCCAAAGACAUCUCAGCCAUCAUCUUCCACUCAACAGACUGGCGCUCCAAGAGCACCUACCUCGGCUACUAGUAAUCCCCAGCCCACGGUACCAUCAGCCACGACAAGCACGAGCAGAUACGAAUGUCCCGUAUGUCGUCGACACUUCUGCAUCGAUUGCGACUUGUUCGCCCAUGAGGUGGUGCACAAUUGUCCUGGCUGCCAGAGUGUGAGGAUGCAAACCAGUCUGAUGGGCGAGACCGAGGUUGUUGCCGAUGGUGCGCAGGGGAAUGCCACCACGGACGCAGUCGGCAAAGACAGCAACGGGACAGCGCAAGCCGAAGACGGGGAGCGCAUGAAUGUCGAUUAA